AUGGCCCAGCUACUCCCUCUGCUGACGGCCCUGGUGCUGUGCAGCUAUGGCCCUGUUGGAUCUCUGGGCUGUGACCUGCCUCACAACUCUGUCCCGCUGAGCAGGACGACCUUGGUGCUUCUGGACCAGAUGAGGAGGGUCUCCCCUGUCUUGUGUCUCAAGGACAGAAGAGACUUCCAGUUCCCGCGGGAGGUGGUGAACGGCAGCCAGUUCCAGAAGAACCAGACCGUGUCUGUCCUGCACGAGAUGCUGCAGCAGAUCUUCAACCUGCUCCACACAGCGCGCUCCUCUGCUGCCUGGAACAACACCCUCCUGGAGGAACUGCACACUGCCCUUCAUCAGCAGCUGCAAGGCCUGGAGACCUGCUUGGUACAGGCCAUGGGAGAGGAAGACUCUGUCCUGACGGCUGACAGCCCAACGCUGAUGCUGAAGAGGUACUUCCAGAGAAUCCGUCUCUACCUGGACGAGAAGAAACACAGUGGCUGUGCCUGGGAACUCGUCAGAAUGGAGAUCAGGAGAGCCUUCUCCUCAACAGCAGACUUGCAGGAAAGCUUAAGAAGCAAGGAUGGAGACCUGGCGUCAUCCUGA
Oryctolagus cuniculus (rabbit) is the source of this 588-nucleotide messenger RNA. Its product is annotated as interferon omega-1-like. NCBI's taxonomy places the organism in Eukaryota, Metazoa, Chordata, Mammalia, Lagomorpha, Leporidae. The record is from RefSeq and is a predicted model, not a curated record. Gene Ontology annotation, biological process: defense response. Gene Ontology annotation, cellular component: extracellular region. Gene Ontology annotation, molecular function: cytokine receptor binding.